Molecule: messenger RNA, 5145 nt
Organism: Nicrophorus vespilloides
Lineage: Eukaryota; Metazoa; Arthropoda; Insecta; Coleoptera; Silphidae
Exons: 24
Coding region: 1-5145 (1714 amino acids)
Molecular function (GO): protein-containing complex binding
Source: RefSeq, a predicted model, not a curated record
AUGAACGAGAAGCUCGAGGGUCACGAAGAAGAGAAGAAAAAGUUCAAGAAUACGAUCCUUCUGCAGCUGCUCUUCCUGCCUUUCAAUCCGAUAUGGGAGGUGAUGUUGCAGUUCACGUUGGUCUGGUUGAUCAUGCAGUGCGUCUACAAGUACCAUUACAAUCCAUCUUACAGCAUCUACAUGGACAACUUAGUGUACUACACUCUGGAGCUGAUGUACCUGGUUGAUUCGCUUCUGGCCUUAUUGCACAGGUAUUCGAAGGAUAUCAACAAGUUUGGGUUGCACCAGUCCAGGAAUGUGUUUCUGCUUCUCCUCGACUUCAUCAGUCUUCUACCCAUCUACGAGUUGGUGUACCUGGUGUUUCCUGAAUACGCAGAGUCCAUCAGGCAUGCAGUCCGUUUGAAAUGCGUGGCGCGAAUUAUACAUUUCUUCUUUUUCAUCCACUCGAAGCGCAACAUCACCUCGACGAAUCCGCUCUUUCUGGUGUUCAUGGUGCAUUUGAUUCUGGUGCAGAUGUUCGCGCUCCUUGCGAGCGUGCUGUGGUCCAGUCUGGGUUGCGUGGACGACUGCAAGACGCCCAGUUGGGCGGAGAAGGUCUACAGGUACGGUAUACGACCGCAUCUGAAGACGGAAUGGUUCGCACUCUGCUAUUCGACGAUGAGCAACGUGGUGAUGCACAAUUGGUCCGGUUUUCUGGUGCAUCGCAACGUCUACGAGUCGUUGAUCCUGAUGAUCUUCAUGAUGAUCGGAUACUCGAUGCACGCUAUAGUCAUCAUCGGUCACAUGACCAAGGUGCUGCUGCAGAAGAUCUCGCGGCAGUACGAUUACAAGAGACUCCUCAAUCAGUUCAACACGAUCCUCUCCGAUCAGCCGCACUUGAGGAAUCGCAUCCAGAGCUUCUGCAAGGUGCUGUGGACGCAGCACGGCGGCAUCAUUUAUAGACCUUCAUCCGUCCAUCUCUUACCGAUGUCUUUGAAGAAGGAGAUUUAUUUGGAUAUAUUCUGGGACGCGUUCAAUCAUUCCCAUCUGCUGAAGCAUCUGGACAUCUGCGUGAAGAAGGAGAUUAGUCUGGUGAUGAGCAACGAGUUCUACUUAUCCGGCGAUUACAUCAUGAAGGUCAACACGCAGAAAAGGAAGUUGAUCUACAUCGUCUCCGGCAUUGUCCAAGUGCUAUCCAUGGAGGAUGAUGAAUCUCCAAUACUCUCAUUCUCAAGUGGAACUGUUCUCUCCGAAAUAACAACCGUCCUUUUGCUGCCCAGCAACGCGAAUCUUCGCUGCGCCACCAAUUGCGUGAUCCAGACUCUCAAAUUGACGGACAUGUUCAAGGUCUUCAGGAACUACACGAGCGCCACUCCCAAGAUCCGCGAAGAGGUCAUGCAACGCAUCGCCAAAGCCAGACGCAGCAUCAGUUUGAGGCAGUUGGUGCCGAAUGAGAGUUGGGACCGUCCCAUCUUCCGAUUGAAGAAGCAGUGGCGGGUGGUGGCCGAGCUGGAUGAGAUGAAAAAAAAGAAGCUCCAUCUGAAUCCCCUCAGCAUCAAGUGCAGAGUACCUAAUUUCAACUCGGAGUACCUGGAUUUGCUCACGCUCACCGAUAAGCUCGAGCUGCAGACUACGCCGAUCUGCCUGAACUCCAAAUGUCCUUACGUCAUGGACCAGAACUCCAGCUUCCGCAUGUUCCUAUUCUACAUCCAUUUCGCAACUGUUGUCUUGCAGAGUAUAUUGAUUCCGUACAUGAUUUCGUUCGGGACGAGCAACGACACGUUCUUCGCCGGAUCCCUGGUGCUGGACAACAUCUACAUGUUCGAUCUAUACGUCCAAGCUAGUACAGCAGUAGAGACUCCCUCUACUAAGAUCACUAAAUUCUCCGAGAUCAUUCUCUACAGAUUCAAAUCCAUCAUGUUCCUCAUCGACGUCCUCGCCACUGUACCGUACGAUUACGUGGCCGCAUUGUUCGGGGUUCCAAGAGAAUCACAGUUGCUGUAUAAACUUCCGCGAAUCCUGAAGUCGUACAAGAUUGUCGAGUUCAUCAUAUACAAGCAGAGAACGCUCAGAUACAACCGUAUAGCGAUAAUUGUAGUAAAAUACUUUACCAUAUACUUAUUGAUCGGAUACUUCGUGAUGUGCACCAUGAUCGGAUUCUUCUGCUUCGGCGAUUGCAAGUAUAGAUCGUUGAAAACGAGCUCGGACAAGAGUAACGCAGACACCUACUACUUUGCCAGCGCCUACACCAUAAGCGCCCUGAUGAACAUCAGCUUAUCAAGAAGAACGGCCACCUCGGUGUUCGAGAUGUGCUUCUAUAGUUUAACCACUCUCGUUGGCAUGUAUUUGUACAGUUUAUUCCUGAGCGAAUUGAACUGCAACAUCAUCAAGAUGAACGAGGAGAAUUUCAUGUUUCGCGAUAAGCUUCGCAUGAUCUACAACUUCAUGGUGAACAACGUCAUGCCCACGAGUUUUAGACAAAACGCUUUGGAUUACCUCUACUUCAAUUGGUUCAACGAAAAGCACAUCGACAUCAAUGAUUAUCACGAAAGCAUUCCAUUGGAGUUGAAAUGGGAACUGGUAACGAAAAAGCUGAUCAACGGAUUAAAGUUCGUGCCGAUAUUCUCCAAAUACUCGGAUGAAGUACUCACCAUGUUAGCUACCUGCGCCGUCUUGAGAACUCUACCAGCUGAUACCAUCAUCUGCAGUGCGAACGUUCGCCCUCUGUACAUCCACAUAAUAAUGCGAGGGAUGUCCUGCGAGAUGCCUGGAGAUCUGGAUAGGAAAGUGAAACGAAUCCUGCAGUUCGGUGAUUCUUUCCCUGUCAUCGAAACGUUUCAUAACGUGAACAGUCUGAACACUGUUGUCGCCAUCAGCGCCGUGGAGGAGAUUUGCUUGGAUUUCAACGCGGCGAUGUGUGUGUUGAAAUCUUGUCGCUUAGAAUACAGUAAUCUGGAGAUAACUCUGAAGUGGCACAUGAAUAAAUAUCAAUCUCUAUUGAAUAGGCAAUAUGGACAUUUGAUUGGGGAUGAUGGGAAGAAGCGGAAACCGAAGGAAAUCGGCGAUCUCUUCGAGUUCGAAAUCUUCGACGAGGAGGUCGUUGGAACAAACGACCAAAGAUCUAGAUUGGGUAUAUUGCGAUUUGUGAUCAUGAAGAAUUCGAUCAAUCCGCACGGCAAUUUUUUCAUCACCUGGGAGUGUUUUAGGUCAUUAUUGGCUGUAGUCUAUUUCGUCGUGUAUUCGCUCGUGGAUACCAUGAUGAAGGAAUACUGGCAGUACACGAUCUACGCCUUUACAGGUAUUAAAAUCGUCUUCGCCAUUGAUAUCUACAUCCGGUGCCACGUGCAGUAUUACAACAGGAACAACAUCGUGGUCACCGACCUCAUGAGCACCGUGAUGCACUACCUGAAAACCUCGUUCUUAGCCGACGUGGUCACACUUUUCCCAUUCUACGAAUGGGGUCUCUACAGGAUCUACAUAGGCGGUGUCUACAAUCUUCUACGUAUUACAACUGCAAUGAAUCUGCUGUUCAACAGUAUCUACUUCGCAAUGAUCCUCUACAGGCCCUUCAUGGGUUUGACUUACAUGGAUUGGAACAUCAAGGGCUACAGACACUACGUCGGACACGCGUUCAAACUGAUGCUGUUCUUCGUGGCCAUAGCUAUAAUCUUCUCCAACAACAUACUGCUAACAAUCUGCGUGAAAUACGGUUUCAAUUACAUGUGCACCGGAGAUUCGAACAUCAUUGCGAAUUCCAUCCUUCCCGAUUCGCAACUAAAUAAGAAUCUUCUGCUGCUCUGCCUGCACGCCGUCUCGGCAAGGUUCGGAUCAACGUACGUGGCUUACGGACGCGACGAAAUGACCGGAGGUGCCUUGGAAACCUUCUUCAUCGCCAUAUUCUUCUGGAUCUGCAGGCUCUUCGUUAUUGCCAGCAUCACCGGAGCGGCGAUGGGAAGUAACAUGCAGAUCAUCAAGUACAGAAACAGCAUGACUAACUUUAUCUCGUUCAUAAACAAGGAGAUGGUGGAUGAGAGUACCAUAAAAGUAUUCAUAGAUCAUUUUGAAUAUGUGUGGAAGAAGUGCGAGGGCGUGGUGAUGUCUAAACUGUUGGACACGUUUGACGAGAAGCUUCAUUUGGAUAUGCGAGAAUAUCUGUUCCUGGCAACUAUCCAGAAGUCGAAACUCUUCACUAAUGUUGAUCGCACCUCGCUGCGCGUCUUCAUCAAAUACUUUGAGAUACAGUACUUCAUGCUCGAUGCGGACAUCAUCAGGUGCAACGACAUCCAAGCAAACCUAUACUUCGUGUCGAAGGGUGAGGUGGACGUCUACAUCGCCGGCUGCAAGAUGGUCACGUUGAAACGAGGAGGUUGCUUCGGUAGCCUCACCAAGAUGGAUGCCACCAGGCAGACAAUCCGUGUUGUGGCCAAGUACCACGUGGAACUCCUUACCAUCCCCAGCCACCAAUUCUACGUCCUCGCCAAGGACUUUCCGCUCAUCCUGUUGCGUCUCAAUAACGCCAUCAGCUGCGGCGACGAGUACAUAGACUGCAUGGAAAUCAACACGCACCUCUACCAGAUGAACAUUGUCGGCAAAGAUGAUAUGGCACUGAUCGACAAGAAGUUAUACACCAUUUACAUGAAGAUCAACGACUUUGUGAAACCCGAGAGCAAGUACUACAAGCUGUACGAGUACGCUGUGCACGUGCACGUUGCUCCAAUCAGUUGUAUUGUGCUCUUACUCUUGCAGUUCUUGGACCUCCACUACAUCUAUUUGCAGUUCCAUCUGCAUUACACGGACGUGGAGUCUGGAGUGCGAGUGACGGAGCCUUCGAAGAUUCGAAAACGCUACACGAACACCCUCAUCUUUUGGGUGGAUCUGCUCGGACUCGUCCCUCUAGAACUGCUGAUGUACGCCAUCAAUGGACCGAUGAUUAUAUGCAUGAACAGUCGUCUUAUUAGAUUCUUGCAUCUGGUGCUGUACUACCACGGCUCCAAGAGAACGCUAGGUUUGAACAUAGUGCUCCAAUGCUCGUACAUCUGCUACAUGGUAAUGUUCGAGUUGACCGUGAUGUCUUUGAUUUGGUACCGCAUUUCUUGCACCGAGAAAGAGUGCUCUUUCGUGACGGUGCACGGAUACAAGAAGCACACGGCUUCACCCAGCGCUUGA